AUGAAGGUGCUGGAGCAAAUAGUGGCAUACGCGACUUGUUUUGACACAGGGAAACAGAUGCGUAAAAUGGGUUCUGUGACGUAUACAACACUUGCAGUCCGCGGGAUAUGCACGAUUAUGGUAAUUGUGGCUUUAUGCCAACCAGUGAAUUCUUUGUCUCACGAAAAACAGAUCAUUGAAGACAUCUUAUCCACUUAUAAUAAACGUGGACGACCUGUACUAAGUGACAGCACUGUGGUGGAUGUCUCACUAGAUGUGUCAAUCAAACACGUCGUUGACAUGUUCUGGAAAGAUGAGUAUUUGACGUGGGAUUCAUCUUUGUAUGGAAAUGUUGAAAGAAUCGUUUUACCAAGCAGUGAAAUAUGGAUCCCUGAUAUAAAGCAAUACAACGACGUUGACGACAGUGUAGACAAUGACGCUGCUAAUGUAUUUGUUUCUGUCGAGUCGGACGGGAGAGUUACUAUGGCGUGGCGUCCACUGUAUACAGAGACGGCGUGCCGUGUCGACGUACGGUACUUUCCUAUCGACUCCCAGGUCUGUAAUUUACAGUUCGGUUCCUGGAUAUACGACGUCAAUCAAUUGAGCAUCGUAUCUAGACACGACCGUUUAAACUCGUCUGAAUUCAAACCUAUCGGGGAGUGGACACUGCAGAACAGCCAAGUGCGAUCAAUCACGCAUUCUGGAAAGGACGGACGCGCGUACUCAUUGCUACAACUUACCAUCGUCAUCGACCGUAAAAGCAGCAUGUACAUAACAAGUUACAUGUUCCCGUGCGUUCUUAUAUCGGUGUUGAUGUUACUCAGUUUCAUUAUACCAUACCAGUACGGCGUUCAAAAGAUCAGCAUGGGUGUCACUCUCUUUUUAACCGGCGUUGUAUACUUACAGUCUAUUAUUAAAAUUCUCCCUGCAACCUCAGACUCUCCUAUCAUGCUCACCCAUUACUACAUAACUAUGUUGUUAUUUCUAUCGUUGGGGACACUGGCAAAUAUCAUCUCACUUAUCUUGACUCAUAUGGAUUCAAGCGGCAAACGAGAGGUACCACAUUUAUUGCGCAAGAUCUGUUUCGUGGAUAACAUGCACACUUCACAUCGGUCCGGCAGUAUUGUAACGGUAAUUCAAAACGAUGAUAGCAACGAGAACAUGGUACUGAGAAAAUCAAAGGCAACACAGGCUUCAGACAUAGAGUCAAGCGCCACCGUUUUAGACAUAGAAAACGCGGUUAACGACAUCAGAGACAUGAUGCACAGUUGUAAUACUUACAGCAGAGUCGUCGCAAUGGCAGAAAAGAUGUCACAGAUAAAAACAAUAGAAAAAUGA
Molecule: messenger RNA, 1317 nt
Organism: Saccoglossus kowalevskii
Lineage: Eukaryota; Metazoa; Hemichordata; Enteropneusta; Harrimaniidae
Product: neuronal acetylcholine receptor subunit alpha-9-like
Biological process (GO): monoatomic ion transmembrane transport
Cellular component (GO): membrane
Molecular function (GO): extracellular ligand-gated monoatomic ion channel activity; transmembrane signaling receptor activity
Source: RefSeq, a predicted model, not a curated record